Messenger RNA from Staurois parvus, 360 nucleotides. The record is from the annotation of a GenBank genome assembly. Lineage: Eukaryota; Metazoa; Chordata; Amphibia; Anura; Ranidae.
GCCGCUCCGCCUGAGGGCCCGAGACCUGUAGCUCCGCCUGGGGGUCCGGCACCCGCCGCUCUGCCUGGGGGCCCGAUGCCUGUCGCCCCACCUGGGGGCCCGAUAGCCUGUCGCCCUGCCUGGGGGCCCGAUGCCUCUCUGCCUGGUGGCCCGCUGCUUGCUGCUUCGCCUGGUAGCCCCGAUGUGUCAUGCCUCUGCCCAGAGUCCUGCCCCGAUGUGCCUCUGCCCGGAGUCCUGCCCGAUGUGUCCUCUGCCCGGAAAGGUCCAACCCGAUGUGCCUCUGCCCGGAGCCAGCCCGGUGUGCCUCUGCCCCGGAGUCCAGCCCGGUGUGCCAUCUGCCCGGAGUCCAGCCCGGUGUGC